Messenger RNA from Pangasianodon hypophthalmus (striped catfish), 3627 nucleotides. It is a transcript of the gene gabrr2a, whose product is annotated as gamma-aminobutyric acid type A receptor subunit rho2a. Gene Ontology annotation, cellular component: neuron projection; GABA-A receptor complex; synapse. The transcript has 9 exons. Lineage: Eukaryota; Metazoa; Chordata; Actinopteri; Siluriformes; Pangasiidae. Gene Ontology annotation, biological process: monoatomic ion transmembrane transport; signal transduction; chemical synaptic transmission. Gene Ontology annotation, molecular function: extracellular ligand-gated monoatomic ion channel activity; neurotransmitter receptor activity; GABA-A receptor activity. The record is from RefSeq and is a predicted model, not a curated record. The coding region runs from base 320 to 1732 and encodes 470 amino acids.
CCGGCGAUUUCUACCCACUUUUUGAGCAUGCAUUGGCUACUUUCCCCUGAAAAGAGUUGGCAACACUAGCUGGAAAACAGUCAACCCAAUCUGGCAACCUGUUUUAUAACCAAUAGCGCGCGGGAGCAGGAGGAGUACUUAUAGCGGUGAGAUUUAAACGGUUGCCAUAGCGAAGCGCGGUGCAGCCUGUCGCGCGCUCUGACCGGAGCGAUGCCGCCGAUCCCGGGUCCGAGGCCUCAGGGAUGAUCCGCGUGCAGGGUGGCCGUGCAGGGUGAAGCUGCUGCGGAGGUGCAGGGUGAAGCGCAGGGUGAAGCGCAGGAUGCCUGGGCUGGAGCUCUUGCUGAUUGUCGCCGUGUGUCUGGUUGCUGUGGAGGAGUGCAGGAGUUACAGUGCAGCGCGUGAGAAACGCUGGACCGGAGCUGAGACCGAGAAACGGGGAGCCCCUCUGGCGAAGAAGCCCCCAGAUGUGACCAAAUCCAGGAAGGUGAAAACAGAGCAGCUACUCAGGGUGGAUGAUCAUGACUUCACCAUGAGACCGGCAUUUGGAGGUCCUGCUAUUCCUGUGGGCGUCGACGUCCAGGUCGAAAGCUUGGACAGUAUUUCAGAAGUAGAUAUGGACUUCACCAUGACCUUAUACCUUAGACACUACUGGAAGGACGAGCGUCUGUCCUUUGCCAGCACCACGAACAAAAGCAUGACUUUCGACGGACGCUUGGUGAAAAAGAUCUGGGUGCCUGAUGUGUUUUUUGUGCACUCGAAGAGAUCCUUCAUCCACGACACCACCACUGAGAACAUCAUGUUGAGGGUUUUCCCAGACGGCCAUGUUCUCUACAGUCUGAGAGUGACGGUUACAGCCGCCUGUAACAUGGACUUCAGCCGCUUUCCUCUGGACUCGCAGACAUGUUCUCUAGAGCUCGAGAGUUAUGCUUACACAGAUGAAGAUCUGAUGUUGUACUGGAAGAGCGGGGAUGAGUCUCUGAGCACAGAUGACAGGAUCUCCCUCUCUCAGUUCCUCAUCCAGAAGUUUCACACUACCUCUCGUCUGGCUUUCUACAGCAGCACAGGCUGGUACAACCGGCUGUACAUCAACUUCACACUGCGGCGUCACAUCUUCUUCUUCCUGCUGCAGACGUAUUUUCCAGCCACGCUCAUGGUCAUGCUGUCCUGGGUUUCCUUCUGGAUCGAUCGCAGAGCCGUGCCAGCCCGAGUCUCCCUGGGUAUCACCACGGUGCUCACUAUGUCCACUAUCAUUACCGGCGUGAAUGCCUCCAUGCCCCGAGUGUCCUACAUCAAAGCUGUGGACAUUUAUCUGUGGGUCAGCUUCGUGUUUGUUUUUCUCUCCGUCCUUGAGUACGCCGCAGUCAACUAUCUUUCCACUGUACAGGAUAGGAGAGAGCGCAAACUCCGAGAACGAGUCCGAGCACAGUCGUUGUCCUGCUCAUGUGGCCUGUCCCACACCAGAACCAUGAUGCUGGACGGGACGUGCAGCGAGGCGGACACCAACAGCCUGGCCGGCUACACCGAUGCUCCCAUGAUGCCUCAGGAGAUGGAGAAACGUGAGCACAUGGUGGUGCACUUGUCAGUCAGCAAUGCCUCCACGGCUACCAAGAAGAAGGGUCUGCGCAACUUCAGCAUAGUCCAGAACACACACGUCAUCGACAAGUACUCGCGCAUGAUCUUUCCAGGAUCCUACAUCUUUUUCAACCUCAUAUACUGGUCUGUUUAUUGCUGAUGUGCAGAUGUGUCUGGGACAUGAAGACUCGAUGACCACAUCUGGUCAAUUUUUGUGUUGACGUUUAAGACUGACAUUUACCCUUGUCAGAUUUUUAUUAUAAUUUUUCACAGAGACCUUCAGAUUUUUUUUCCUGUGUCAUAUUUCCUGGAUUUGUUUUCUUUCGCCCGUUCCAGCUCCGCCCUGCACACGCCCCCUUUUCACUUUCUGCAAAUGUUUAUUUUAUUAUCAUGUUUUUUUCUCUUUAACUGCAGAACCAAAAGUCUAGGGGGUGGAGCUGGACCUGAUACGACUCCUCCUACAAGCCAACUCAUAACCCUUAUUCCUAACACACAACACAAAACAACACACAACGCGGUACAACGCAAAACAACGCACUUACACGUAUCCAGCCUGAAACACAUGAAGCUGUCUCCAUCUCCUAGACUUUUAGCUCGACUCCACCCAGGGAGGAGGAGCUAAAUCAGGUCUGACUCCACCCAUGAGCUUUGUUCUGCAUUGAUGUGUACUUCAUCUGAGGCCAGUAUUAAAUGCAUAAAUAUUACAAAAUUAAUGUAUUAAUAAUUUUUGUCUCUAUAAAGUGCAAGAAAGCAAACACAUCAGAUGACACAGGACACAGAGACACUGCUUAGCAUAAGCACUGAAAUUUUUAUGGAUAAAAUUAUGAUUUUACUUAAAGUAAGCUGUAAAUGUAGCAGAUGAGUGCAUGGUCAGCUUAUCCUUCAAACCACAUUUUUGGGUACAUUUUAUACAGAGAGUGAGUGCAUCAAAAUAGUGAAUUAAAAGUAAAAGCGUGAUUCAGUCCUGCUCACACAUUAUAAUUUCAAGACCUUGAUUUAGUAUCUUGUGGCUUUGGUAAGUUUUGGGCACAACUAACUGUUAAUGUACAAUAUAAAAAGAUAAAAUGCAAAAUAAUAGCUGGAUCAAGUGCUAUUUUAUAAGCUGUCAGAAAAUAAGGAUGGAAGCCAUUUUGUUCAAUUAAACCAACAUACUGGCAAUAUACUAGACUCCUAUUAGAUGGUUGCCAUCUUCUCAUUCAUGUAUCAUAGUAUUAGUCUUUUUUUUUAUUUUUCAUUUGGAAAUGUCUCAUGCUUUCAUGUUACAGUGCAUUACAUUUGAUGGAAAAUCUCCUUUCCUUGGAGGCAUGAACUACACACAGGAAAUUUUAAUAAUCAGAAGCAGCUGCGUAACCCGUUUCUGAAUAUGAGGAACUUUCCCCUUGUAAAUAUUGAUGUAAUCUUUGGAAUUAAGUUACUAAUUCAUUUCAGAAUUAAAAUUCAGUUCAUCAUUUAGUCUAAAAAAUACCAAAGAAGAAAGUAAAAAAAAAUACCCAGAUGAUUGAAGUGUCAAAUAAAAAACGAAGACGUUCCAUAGAGUUGAGAUUUUAAAAGAGUCCAUCUUUCCUAAGAACAUCAAAACAGGUUGCCUGAUCUUUUAAAAAGUAGCUACACAACUCUUUUGUACAGUAACCAUUUUUUCAGUGUAAAAUGAUCCAUAAGAUCUAUGAUCCACUGAUUAAACAUAACACAUGACUUACAUAAAAGUGUGUGAAGUACACAAUUCGAGAUACAGCUGUAAACUUUCAUUUAAUCGGAAUGAGUCCUUACACCUCAUCAGGUGCUUAACUUAUUUCUUGUAUCUUAUCAGAUGUUAUUGGAGCAUUUGUGUAAAUGAUUGUUAGUAUAAGAGGUGGAUUGUUAUUAGUAAUUUUUGUUAGUCUGCUUUCCUGCUGUGUUAUUUAUCAAAUUUUAGAUUAAAUGGAUCACUUAUAUAUGGUAUACUACGCUGCAGACAGAUGUGUGCACUGCUGGAUUUGAUGUGUCUAUGUGUACAUAUUUCUACGACAUGCUUUUCUUAUUUGAGUGUUUGAAAUAAAUAAUAAGGAAAGCUCCUCA